Messenger RNA from Vespa crabro (European hornet), 1662 nucleotides. RefSeq names its product PXMP2/4 family protein 4. Gene Ontology annotation, cellular component: membrane; cytoplasm. The transcript has 6 exons. The record is from RefSeq and is a predicted model, not a curated record. The annotation marks the transcript as partial. NCBI's taxonomy places the organism in Eukaryota, Metazoa, Arthropoda, Insecta, Hymenoptera, Vespidae.
UAUGACAAAGUAUUUCACUUACAAGUAUCAAAAUUAAGUAACUUUGCACGAAAAAGACCACUGCUCUUGAAUUCUAUAACAUAUGGCUUUUUUUAUACAUGCGCUGAAUUUGCACAACAAAUUUAUAAUAAAAGAUUCCAGAUUAUUCAACCGGUGUCCACAUAUGGAGUAGAACUACAAAAUAUCGAUAGACCAAUACUUUCGUGGUUACGAAAGUGCAAUAAUUUUUUAGGUUUAUUAGAUUAUGAAUCUACGAUGUCAACACAACAAUAUAAUUGGCCACGUCUUAAAAGAUAUGCUAUUUAUGGUUUUUUUUUAGCAGGACCAUUGUUGCAUGGAUGGUACAAAUGGUUAGAUACAUUUUACAAAGGCAAAUCUUUAAAAUUGGUUUUAACUAAAUUAUUUCUUGAUCAAUUUAUAUUGACACCACCAUUGGUCUGUCUAUUUUUUAUCAGUAUGAGUUUGAUGGAAAGUAAAUCUGAUAUAUUUGAAGAAUGUAAAACAAAGUUUCUUAAAACUUUUAAGACAUCAUGCCUAUUUUGGAUGCCUGUACAGUUUUUCAAUUUUGUAUUAAUUCCUCCUACUCUACGUAUCACAUAUGUUAGUAUUGCAGCAUUAUGUUGGGUGAAUAUUCUUUGCUAUAUAAAAAAUGUGCCUUUAGUUAAAUUUAAUGAUAAAAAUUAACGUAAAAACACGUUACUUCAUUUCUCUCUCUCUCUCUCUCUCUCUCUCUCUGUCUCUGCGAAGUUAUUGCUAUUAUUAAAAAUAUUACAAUAUUUGUAUCUUUGUUGUCUCAUUAUUAUUUAUUUUCUUCAAUUAUAGAGCAUAAGUAAAUUAUUUUUCAUAUAUCUACAGAUAGUAUGACAUGCUGCUAUACUUUAUUGUUUAACACUACAAAGUAAAUGUAUAUAUUGGCAGCCUUUAUACAUUAUUAUUGUUAUUAUUAUUAUUAUUAUUAUUAUUAUUAUAUUUAGUAGUAGUAGUGUGGUAGUAAUAGUAGUAGUAGUAGUAGCAGUAAUAGUAUAAUUGUUACAAUUAUUAUAUCAUUGUCAUUAUCAUCAUUAUUACAACAAACUUUACAAUAAGUCAGACAUGACUAUUUUAAAUAUAAUCUUUUUUUAUUAUUUUAUAAUAAUAAAUUUACACUGAAACUUUAUAAUUAUGUAUUUUGACUGAUUAUUAAAUUAUAAUUUUAUGUGAUAUCAGCAUUCAAGUAUCAGAGAUAAUUACACAUAAAAAAAAAAAAAAAAAACAAUAAUUUGACAAAUGAAGAUAUUGUGAUCUAAUAAUUAAUAAUAUAUAGAAAAGUCAUUUGUUUUUACUUAAGUGCUGAUAUCUCAUAAUACUUUAUUAAACAAACAUCAUCAAAUUCACAAUGACUCAUAGUAUAACAUUAUAACACUCUGCAUGUAAGAUAUAGUUUCUGUAAAACAGUAGAUAUAGUCAUCUUGAUAGCACCAUUAAUAAAAUGAAUGAAGCUAAAAGGUGUCUACUGUCAUACAGAAACUUUCAAUAUCACACUUUUGAUGAAAUUAACAAUGAUCUACUUAAAUUUGAUAAAACGAGUAAAUAAACUUGUUAUUUGAAACACUACAAUAUUAAAUUAACAACCCUGUAUGUAUGUGCAGACAUUUGUCAUGUAAAAUAAAAAUAAUGAUCUUA